Molecule: messenger RNA, 2210 nt
Organism: Rosa chinensis
Lineage: Eukaryota; Viridiplantae; Streptophyta; Magnoliopsida; Rosales; Rosaceae
Product: WD40 repeat-containing protein HOS15
Exons: 14
Coding region: 188-1900 (570 amino acids)
Biological process (GO): regulation of transcription by RNA polymerase II
Cellular component (GO): histone deacetylase complex
Molecular function (GO): transcription corepressor activity; protein binding
Source: RefSeq, a predicted model, not a curated record
GAAACCAAAUAAUGAAAAAAACCUCAAGAAAAUAAAGGAGGAAGGAAAAAAAAAAAAAAUCUGUGCUUCUUAGAGGUCCUCGAAACUCUGCAAAGAAUUCCCCACACUUUUCCCUGGUUCCGUUCAAACUCUCUCUCUAGCGCCACAUGAUUUUGUAACCUAUUGACGCCGGCGACUUUUUCCGACGAUGACCUCCAUCACCUCCGUCGAGCUCAAUUUCCUCGUCUUCCGUUAUCUUCAGGAAUCAGGCUUCACACACUCGGCUUUUGCUCUAGGAUAUGAGGCCGGUAUUAACAAAUGCACUAUAGAUGGAAAUUUGAUUCCACCUGGUGCUCUCAUUACAUUUGUUCAAAAAGGGCUUCAGUACUUGGAGAUGGAAGCCAACUUGAGUAAUAGUGAUGCAGAGGUUGAUGAGGAUUUCUCUCUUUUACAACCUUUAGAUCUCAUCCAAAAUGAUGUUAAUCAACUACGCCAAUUGAUAAAAGAUAGAAAGAAAAAUUUGCAGAAGGAUAGAGAUAAGGACAAAGACCUUGAGAAAGAACAUGAAGGAGAGCGUACACGAGUAAGAGAGAAGGAAAGACUAGAAAGGGAGAAGGAAUUUGAAAAGAGCAGAGAGAGGGUAGAAAAGAAUAAGGAGCUAGAAAAGAAUAAGGAGGUAGAAAAGAACAAGGAGCAAGAAAAGCAUCAUGAGGACCAUAACGACAGAGGUAGGGCUACAGAACAGGAAGAAAAAGUCAAUGUCAAACAUGAAGAAAAUGGAGCUUCUGCAGAACCAAUGGAUAUCUCGACAGCUUCAACAUCUCAGGCAUGUGAAAUCCCUAGUUCUGAUGUGACCAUUCUAGAAGGCCAUACAUCUGAGGUCUGUGCUUGUGCUUGGAGUCCAACUGGAUCUCUUCUUGCAUCUGGGUCUGGAGAUUCUACAGCUCGCAUUUGGCCAAUUCCAGAUGGAAGCUCUAGAUCUGGUUUACAAAAUGGUGCAUUAAAUGUGUUGGUGCUAAAGCAUGUUAAGGGUAGAACAAAUGAAAAGAGUAAAGAUGUCACGACUCUUGAUUGGAAUGGAGAGGGAACACUGCUUGCAACUGGCUCAUAUGAUGGGCAGGCAAGAAUUUGGAGUACAAAUGGUGAACUAAGGAGUACUUUGAACAAACAUAAAGGUCCCAUAUUCUCUCUAAAGUGGAACAAGAAGGGAGAUUAUCUGCUUACGGGAAGUUGUGAUAAAACUGCAAUUGUGUGGGAUGUGAAGGCAGAGGAAGUGAAGCAACAAUUUGAGUUUCAUUCAGGUCCAACACUUGAUGUUGACUGGCGCAACAAUAUGCAAUUUGCAAUGAGCUCCACAGACAAUAUGAUAUAUGUUUGCAAGAUUGGGGAAAACCGCCCUAUUAAAACUUUUGCAGGACAUCAGGGUGAAGUUAAUUGUGUGAAAUGGGAUCCAACUGGCACGCUGUUGGCUUCAUGUUCUGAUGAUAUCAGUGCAAAGAUAUGGAGCAUGAAGCAGGAAAAGUAUGUUCAUGAUUUAAGAGAGCAUUCUAAGGAGAUAUACACUAUCAGAUGGAGUCCAACAGGACCCGGAACAAACAACCCUAACCAGCAGUUGGUUCUGGCAAGUGCGUCAUUUGACUCUACUGUAAAGCUAUGGGAUGUGGAACUAGGAAAACUUCUCUACAGCUUGAAUGGACACAGGGAUCCUGUUUAUUCCGUCGCCUUUAGCCCAAAUGGUGAGUAUUUGGCCAGUGGAUCUCUUGAUAAAUCAAUGCAUAUCUGGUCACUAAAGGAAGGCAAGAUUGUGAAAACAUACACCGGCAAUGGCGGUAUAUUUGAAGUUUGCUGGAACAAGGAAGGUGACAAAAUUGCUGCAUGUUUUGCCAACAAUACAGUCUGUGUUUUGGAUUUCAGAAUGUGAUUCUGAGGUGAAGAUGCUAAGCUGAUUUCGUGUUUUGAGAAUUAAUUGAAUGUCAAAUCCCAGCCAUAGAUUAGUUCGUUGGAUUGAUUUGGAUGGACAAAAAGUGUACUUUUAGUUGGAUUAGGUUUGGUUUUUAACCAUAGAUCAGAUCGAGGAACUGUUCACUAAUCUGCCUUCAGUUAGUUUGUAAGUUAUCAUGUCUUCAUUGUAACUGUCAACCAGGCUUAUGUUAAGGGUAUGUACAGGAUUUUAUUAAUUUAGUUUGUAACCUAUUUGAGAUGGGCUUGUUCAAUGGAGCUUGCUUCUCACA